Messenger RNA from Mesocestoides corti, 1239 nucleotides. The record is from the annotation of a GenBank genome assembly. Lineage: Eukaryota; Metazoa; Platyhelminthes; Cestoda; Cyclophyllidea; Mesocestoididae.
AUGGUUUGCAUACUAGUAACUAGACUCACUUGGCAAGCGAGUUUAGCUUCAGACGAGGCGGCCCUGUAUAACGCAGUGUAUGCUGGAGACACCGAUGAGGUCUGCCGAAUUCUCUCCCUCCCGAACCCACCGAACUUGAACAAAGCCAUUGAACCGCGCUACCUGGCACUCGCGGCUAAACGGGGUUUCGCCGAUAUUGCCGGAUUGCUUUUGCGCCACGGGGCAGACGUGAACGCUAAGUCCAUCCAAACCGAGUCAACUGCUCUCAUGGCAGCAGCUGCCGCCGGACACAUAAUGACACAGAUUGUGCUUCUUCAAUGGGGAGCGAACCCGGACGCCACCAAUUUGAAGUCAGACACCGCUCUUUUGAGGGCAAUCCGUCGGGGACAUGUACCUAACGUCCUUCUUCUGCUCGCCUACGGAGCGAACCCCAUCCCGUGCUCUUCAGUCCGAUCGACACACUUCCUCCUCCCCCUUCAGUUGGCACGACACCUCUGUCAACAGGAGAUGCAGAAUGCUCUCAUUAACACAAAUCGAAACUUUGAUACUUAUCUCACCAACCUGGUGCGUUCAAGUCUGCCAGUAGGCACAUUCCUUGUCGAUCCGGGUCACCCAACUUCUAUGCAGUCAAUAACCCCACGAUCCCUAAGUUUCAUUCCCGUCCAGAUUAUCUCCAACACUAACGUAACUGCACCUCUACAACUGACUUUCAACACCCCGCCCCACUACUCAGAAUAUUUCAGUAGUUUUGGCGAAGGAUUGGCUUUGGACGAACUUAUUUUACUCUAUGUUGCCUGUGUAGACUUACAGGACGGUCUUGUGAUUCCCCCACGUUCCAAACAAGCAACGCCCGUCUACACUUGUGCCUACUUCAACGGCUCUCGCACACCCUGUCCUGAUCUGUCUCUUCUCAAGAACUACGCGACGUCCUCGAUUUCCCCAAGCAGCCCGAUAGACGUCGAUGAGUCUCCCGGAUUCCGUGUUUUCGUUCUUGGCAGCCGAUUAAACAAGGGUGGGCUCAAUUCUCUAAGUUUGGAAACGCCUGCGAAGCGUGACCAGACUCGUAGUAAGGUUCAUGGACCGACCCAUGAAACUGACCAGGAAUCCUCCCUCUUUGAAAAGUUGCUAUUCGGAAUUUAUCGGGUGCGCAUUGGGAUGGGAGCCCUUUCUGAUGCCGCGGUUUUACAAACAGACUUCUGUCCUGAGGAACCGACCGUCAAGAUUUUUUCAGAACACUAG